This is a messenger RNA of Agrilus planipennis (emerald ash borer), 1443 nucleotides long. Its product is annotated as UDP-glucuronosyltransferase 2B1-like. Gene Ontology annotation, molecular function: UDP-glycosyltransferase activity. The record is from RefSeq and is a predicted model, not a curated record. The transcript has a single exon. NCBI's taxonomy places the organism in Eukaryota, Metazoa, Arthropoda, Insecta, Coleoptera, Buprestidae. The coding region runs from base 390 to 1223 and encodes 277 amino acids.
UGAGUUUAAAAAUGCGUAACGGUUUUUAUUAUAUUAACGAUCCUUAAACCUAAAAAUAUUGUUAAAUAAAUAGAAAUUCCAUGUUUCAUCUUUAAAAUACAUACUAUGUUCAAUAUAAAAGACAAAGAAUGAUAACAAACAAAAGGGAAAUCAAUUAACUCAUGGCAUUGCAAGAUAGUCACGCUACUUGACACUUUUCCUAUUUUUACAUUGAUCCGAUUACGAAGCCGUCUAAAUACGUCCAGUCACUCUCGACUGCUUAACGGAUUCGUUGGUGAUAAUAUUGAAAGCUGGUCACUAUCCUCUUUUAAAGAUAAGAGGUCAUAUUUCAAUAAAACAUCCACGAUUGUUAGUACGUAAACGGUUGUCAUUUACACUAAAUAUUAGUGAUGUACUUUCGCGUGUUUUUGCUUUUAACGGUGUUCUAUACAAACGGUGAAACUCUCAGAAUUCUUGGAUUAUUUGAACAUGCCGGUAAAAGCCAUCAUUGGGUUUUUGACCCCCUUUUAAGAAAACUGGCGGAAAAAGGACACGAUGUGACAGUUAUCAGUUUCUUUCCGCAAAAGACCAAAAUUCCUCGCUUCACUGAUAUAAGUUUAGAAAACUUGACGUACAUCGGAUUCGAAGUAUGGAAUUUAACUCGUGUUCAAAGAACUAUGAUGCAAACAGCCGUUCAUCUACUUGAACUGUCGGCGAAACGAACGUGCGCUGCUGUACUCCCAUCACCUCAAAUAAAGGAAUUUUUGAAAGGCAAUUUAACUUACGAUGUCAUCCUGACGGAAUUGUUCAAUACCAAUUGUUUUAUGUAUGUAGCUGCAAAAGUGAAUGCCCCAAUUAUAGGUUUAAGUUCGUGCGCGAUUUUACCUUUCUGGAAUGAGUUGUUUGCCAACCCCGACAAUCCUUCGUACAUUCCUAUGAUGUUUAUGGAUUACUCAGAUAAGCUGACAUUUCUUGAGAGAGUAGAAAAUACCCUUGUAUUAUGGUAUCAUAAGCUCUAUUUUGAGUUAGUGAUGAACCCAUAUACGCAAAAGAUUGUUAACGAAAAUUUUCCCGAUCACAUUGAUGUUUCGGCAGUUGCUAAAAAUGUAAGUUUAUUUUUGGUAAACACCCACUGGAGUAUUUCUAGACCAAGACCGUUUGUUCCAAACGUAAUAGAAGUUGGUGGUCUUAAUUUAGCCGAACCUGAAAGCCCUCCUCAGGUAAAUUUAGUUGAUUAUUAUUAAUGAAAAAAGUUUCUAGAUCUAGAUGUUCGUUUAUUUUAGGUUAGUCUUUAAUUUGACGAACAAUUAUCGUAUCAUUAGCUUUUUUAAGAUUUACGUUUGUGGUCAUUUAAUUAUUGGAAUAUGGAAACCGUAUGCAUAUACAGUUCUAGUUGCUGUUAAUAUAACCUUAUGUGUACAUCGUCAGUUUAUAUAAAAACUAUAUUUUCAAUGGCAGUUAUUU